AUGCCCCCUUUGCCAUCCCUUGGAGCUGGGGGCAACCAGGUGAAUGGGGUCCCAGUGCCGCUGUGCAGCUCUCAGCCCCAUCGCUGCUGCUCUGCCCUCACCCAGCAUCACCGCAUCCUUCCCAUGCAAUGCAGCCAGCCCUGCAGUGCUGUGCGAUGCCUCGGGUCGGGCUCCAUCAGCACAUGCAGCUGUUGCAGAGCUGCAGCAGCGCUCCCUGCAUGGCUCCGUGCAACACGAGGCGGCGAGGAUUAAAGAACUCAAGGUUUAUUUCAGCUCUGCUGCAAUCCUGCCCGCCCUGCAGCGUCGCCUGCAGCUAUUUGGGCACCGCUGCCCCCGCUGCUGCCCCGUGCUGCGUGGCUGCUCCUUGCACUGAGCUCUAUUUAUACGUGGGGACUUGGGCUGUGUGAGGACUCGUGGAGCGGCGCAGAGCUGCACAGGUCCUUGUACCCCCCCCAGUCGCGAUGUGGCUGUGGCUGCUGGCGCUGCUGGGGCUGUGGCUGCUGCGGCGUUGGAACCUGGAGCGGCAGACGGUGGGCGGCCUGGACGAGAAGUUCGUGCUGAUCACGGGCUGCGAUUCGGGCUUUGGCAGCCUGCUGGCACGGCAGCUGGACGCGAGGGGGCUGCGGGUGCUGGCGGGCUGCCUGAGCGAGGCCGGGGCCGCGAGGCUGCGGGCGGCCGCCUCGUCUCGCCUGCAGACCGUCCUGCUGGACGUCACGUCCAGCGACAGCAUCGCCGCCGCCGCCGCGUGGGUGCGGGAGCGAGUGGGGGACAGAGGGCUGUGGGGGCUGGUGAACAACGCCGGCAUCGCCGUCCCCUCCGCCCCCAACGAGUGGCUGAGGAAGGAAGACUUCGUGGCGGUGCUGAACGUCAACCUGGUGGGGCUGAUCGAGGUGACUCUCAGCCUCCUGCCGCUGCUUAGGGAGGCUCAUGGUCGUGUGGUCAACGUGGCCAGUGUGAUGGGCCGGCUGUCCCUCUUCGGGGGCGGCUACUGCCCGUCCAAAUUCGGCGUGGAGGCGUUUUCCGACAGCCUCAGGCGUGAGAUGAGACCCUUUGGGGUGAAAGUCUCCAUCAUCGAACCCGGCGGAUUCCGAACGGGGAUGACCGACCCCAAAGUGGCAACAAAGGAACUGCAGCGCCUCUGGGCUCAGCUCCCGAUAGAGACCCGGGCAUAUUACGGCCGUCGCUACCUGGACAUCUACACCCAGCGCAGCAUCCUCCUGCACCGCCUGAGCAGCCCCCGCCUGUCCCGUGUCACGGCCCGCAUCCAACACGCUCUGCUGUCCCACAGCCCCCGCAGCCGUUACGCCGCCGGGUGGGACGCUCUGCUCCUCCUUCUGCCUCUCAGCUACUGCCCGACGUGGCUUUGCGAUGCCUUCGUCUCCUUCGUGAUGCCGAAACCGUAUUACGGGACACCCACGGGUCCCUGAGCUCAUCCCCGUGCUGCCCUCGGGGCUCCUGCGGGUGCAGAACCUCAUUAAACGCCUUGUUCCCUUCUGCAUCACC
Molecule: messenger RNA, 1503 nt
Organism: Coturnix japonica (Japanese quail)
Lineage: Eukaryota; Metazoa; Chordata; Aves; Galliformes; Phasianidae
Product: retinol dehydrogenase 7-like
Biological process (GO): steroid metabolic process
Cellular component (GO): intracellular membrane-bounded organelle
Molecular function (GO): oxidoreductase activity
Source: RefSeq, a predicted model, not a curated record